AACAAACUUCAAAGUCAAUUUCAAAAACACCAUGUGGAUUUGAACAUGUGAUAAAUUGAAUUUUAUUGUGAUUUUAAUUUAAUAAUAGUUUUGUAAUACUUACAAAGUGCUAUGGAUUACGUGGUUGGCAGCGUCGCGGCUCUAUUAUCAGGCAAUGUCACUCCCAAUCGUCCUAAACCCUUAAAAAUAGCGCAAACACCGAUAAAACACCAACCAUCUCCAAACGUUACGCCGAAAUGCGAAUACCUGGAAGACCGCUCUAUAUUUCUGUCACCAACCAUGCAAAAGAAGAAGGCGAUCGCUAAGAAAUCACCCAAGCGAAUAUUUCAGAAUCCAGAUGUUGACGUCACUAACGGAGAAGAUGAGGAAUCUAGUCCGGUAAGUCCUAAGGCUGAGAAGGUUAAAAAACACCUAAAAAACGAUUUAGACGGCAACCCUACGAAUCCAGCGAUCUCGCCGAGUCAAGAAACUCAGAAAAACAACGGCAAAUCGCCUAAGAAGGGAAAUAAAAAGAGAUUAAGCGAUAAUUUGAAUGUAACUUCACCAAAGAAGAAACAGCGGCUAUCAGAAACUGGGAAUGAUGAAGAAAACAAUAUAUCGACCUCUGGGAACAGUCCAGAAAAGCAAAUGGUUAAAAAUAAAAGUAAGAAAAAAGGUAAUGUUGCUAAAACUGGCAAUAUACAUUCACAUAAUACAUUUACUGUCGAACCAAUAAACAGUAUUGAAGACAUCACCAUUGUUACCACAAAUUUAAGCCCACAAAAGAAGAAUAAGAGAAAAAAUAAGUCAAAACAAAAUAAAGACAAUGACCAGAUUGAAUCUGCAAGCAAUAAAAACUCAGUUUCUGCUGAAACUGAAUCUAUUGAUGUUAAGAUAUCAGAAAGUAAUGAAAUAAAUACAAGUAUAUCUUUACCCAGUCAGAGUCCUAAAAAGAAGAGUAAGAAAUCCCAAAACAAUUUAGAAGAAGCAGAUAAUUCAGAGGAAACGAAAUUAACAGAAGGUGAGAAAACCAACACAGGUACAUCCUCUGUGUCUGUUCAGAACAAGAAAAAGAAGAAUAGAAAAAAGAACAAAUCAAAACUCAAUCAAAUUAAUGAUGAACUUGAAUCAACUAAUGUAAAUGUAGAUGCAGCUAAUGAAAAUGAAAUAGAAAAUGAAGUUGACACAAAUACAUCUACAGAAAAGAAGACUUCUAAAAAGAAGAAUAAAAAAAAGAAAUCAGAACAAAAUGAAAGUGAUGGACAAAUGAAUACAAACGAUAAUGAUAACAUCAUAGUCAAUCCAAAUGCAAUAACUAAAGAAGACACAGAUUCGGAACAUGAUUCUGAUGAUGAGAUAGAAUCAGAGAAUGAAGAGAUUAACAAGGAAGCUCUGGACACUGGUCCAGCAGACGACAGUUCUGAUGAGGAAACAGAAGAACCAAAAAAGAAAACAGUCAAAAAGCCUGAACAGACUUCUGUAAAUGAGGAGUCCAGGGACCUUGAAGAGGAAACCAAGAGGACUCUGUUUGUAGGCAAUGUUCCCUUCAGCACUAAAUGUAAGAAGGAGAUGAAGAAGAUUUUCAAGAAAUAUGGAGAGAUUGAAUCUGUGAGAAUCCGAUCAGUACCUGUCAAAGAUGCCCGACACACUCCCAAGUUGGCUGUAAUCAAGAAUGAGCUGCACCCUGAUAGAUCAUCUGUCAAUGUUUACGUCAAAUUUGCAGACGCUGAUUCUGUGCAGAAGGCGUUGGUGGAGAACAACACAAAGCUGGACGGGCACCACCUGCGCGUGCAGCCGAGCGACACGACAGGCGCGUCGCACGACGCGCGCUGCGCCGUGUUCGUGGGCAACCUGCCCUUCGCGCUGGAGGACGACGCGCUGCGGGAGCGCUUCAGCUCGUGCGGCGACAUCGACUCCGUGCGCAUCGUCAGGGACAAGAAGACUUGCGUCGGCAAGGGUUUUGGCUACGUUAACUUCAAAUCCAAAGAUGCCGUCGAACUUGCCUUGGCAUUGACUGAAGAAGAUUUGACAAUAAAAAACCGAAUCUUACGUGUAAAAAGAUGCACACAGCAAACCCAAAAUCAAAAAGGCAAGAAGGAAAAGUUCAACAAGCAUAACCAGGUAAACAAGCAAGAAUCUGGACAGUUUGGCAAAGGAAAAUUCGGUGGAAGGCAAAACGACAGGUUUGGGAAUAGAGAAAACUUUAGGAGGCAAGGAAAUCAAGGCAAUACAGGAAACUUUAGAGGAAAAUCUGGUGACAGACAGAGUAAUGAUGAGUUCGGCAAAGGAAAAUUUGGUGGAAGGCAAAACGACAGGUUUGGGAAUAGGCAGAACUUCAGGAGGCAAGAAAAUCAAGGCAACACAGGAAACUUUGGUAGAGGGAAAUUUGGUGAAAGACAGGGUGAUGAUAAGAAUACCGGAGCCUAUAGAAGAAUUAUGAAUAAAAGGCAGAAUCAGGACGCGGGAGAAGGGCCCCCCAAUAAGAAACCAAACAUGGACCAACCACCCAGAGAGAAGAAAGAGAGGAAAGAGUUUGUCGGCAUGACGGCAGAGAAGAAAAAAAAAAACAAAUUCAACAAGGGAUUAAAGAAAAAGAAAGCACUCAGUGAAAUUUUGACGAAAUAAUAAUUAAUAGUUUUGGCAUUAUUCUUAAGAUGUUUUUAAGUGUAAUUUUAUUACAAUGAAAUAAAUGUUGUUAGUUUUAA
This is a messenger RNA of Bicyclus anynana (squinting bush brown), 2684 nucleotides long. RefSeq lists its product as uncharacterized. Bases 112 to 2604 code for a protein of 830 amino acids. The record is from RefSeq and is a predicted model, not a curated record. The transcript has 7 exons. NCBI's taxonomy places the organism in Eukaryota, Metazoa, Arthropoda, Insecta, Lepidoptera, Nymphalidae. Gene Ontology annotation, molecular function: mRNA binding.